AUGGGUUUCUUCAAUCCCGGAAAGUCGAAGAAAUGGUACCUGGGAAUAUGGUACAAGAAAAUCUCCAACGGAACAGUAGUUUGGGUCGCAAACAGAGACACCCCCAUGAACGACUCAUCUGGGUCGGUGAAGCUAAACGUGUCGGGCUCCCUUGUCCUCCUCGACAGCUCCAACCGCACUGUCUGGUCCUCCAUCGUCAACAGAUCCGUUCAAAACCCAGUCCUCCAGCUCCUCGAUUCGGGCAAUCUCGUGGUCCGAGCCGCGGAAGACCAAAACUCGGAAGAUUACCUCUGGCAGAGCUUCGAUUAUCCGACCGACACUCACCUUCCGGGCAUGAAGCUGGGGAAGAACGCGGCUACGGGAAAGGAAUGGUACAUCACUUCGUGGAAGAGCAAGGACGACCCAGGUCGAGGCCCGUAUAAAUACUGGAUGGAUCUAACCGGGUACCCGCAAAUCUUCAUGAGCAACGGCAGCACGGAUCUAUACCGGAGCGGGCCUUGGAACGGGCUCCGGUACAGCGGGACUCCAAGCCUGAGACCCAAUCCUAUCUAUACCUACGGGAUGUAUUUCCAGAAGAACGAGGUCUAUUACAGGUAA
Messenger RNA from Thlaspi arvense, 597 nucleotides. The record is from the annotation of a GenBank genome assembly. Lineage: Eukaryota; Viridiplantae; Streptophyta; Magnoliopsida; Brassicales; Brassicaceae.